Molecule: messenger RNA, 1187 nt
Organism: Ziziphus jujuba (common jujube)
Lineage: Eukaryota; Viridiplantae; Streptophyta; Magnoliopsida; Rosales; Rhamnaceae
Product: protein LEAD-SENSITIVE 1-like
Exons: 3
Coding region: 399-986 (195 amino acids)
Source: RefSeq, a predicted model, not a curated record
GUUACUUUUUUACUUUACUCUUGCUUUUCGGCGGCGACACAGAGCUCGGCGGACAUAACCGGUGGAUCCGAUCUGUCCCAAGUAAGUGUUAGAAUGGGGAAGAAGCAGUGGAUCCGGAAAGCUCAGUCGAUGAAGAUCAACAUCAAGCAACUGAAUCCGGAAAACUCAAAUACCGAAUUGAUCACUGUAUUGAAGAUCACAAUUCAGUUAUCGAAGAUUUUGAUCUUGGUGCUGAACUCCUUAGUCUCGAAUUCUUGUGGUUAGUGAGUGGAUUAUGUGAGGUGGAUAUCGAAUCAUCCAAUGGCCGCCGACUUCGUCGUUUUCUUCUUAUCCUUUGUAACCCUAAACUACAAUUUCUCUCUAUUCCUCUGCUUUUACAUUUAUAUUAUUUCGUGAAGAUGAUGAAAGUGUGUGAGAACAUGAUCCUGAAGGCGUCGUCGAAGAAGAUCCAGUGGAAAGAGCUUGAACCUGGUGACCACAUAUAUACAUGGAGACGUGCCUACAGUUAUGCCCAUCACGGGAUAUUUGUGGGUGAAGGAAAGGUGAUUCACCUGACUCGAGGAGAAGGCCAUAUUCUAUUAAGCUCAUCUCGCUCCCAUCCUUCGGACAAUCCCUGUGGUCAGCAAUCAACACACGAUCAUGUAAUCGAGUCCAGUUUAGCUAGUUUUCUUUCUGGUGGGGAUCUCUAUCGCGUUAAAUAUGGUGUUGAUCUAGUUUCCUUUCUUGCCAAAACUCGAGGAGGUACAUGUACUCUUGCUCUCAGUGAUCCACCUGAUUUAGUCGUGCACCGUGCGAAUACCCUCCGUGAGAAAGGCUUUGGUGUCUACAACCUUUCAGAAAACAAUUGUGAAGAUUUUGCAAUAUACUGCAAAACUAGCCUCCUAGUUGAUGAUAGCAAUUGUGUCCGCAGAAGCAUUGGCAGGAGUGGGCAGGCAACAUCAUCGUUCGCUGCCAUUGUUGUAUUUAUUUCUACUCUAGUUCGAUGAUCAACUGUUAGUCUUUUUUGGCUGGCAUUCAUGGGAUGUCUCAUGUACAUUAUACUUAGAUUCGUUUUGGAUAUCAGAGUUCGUCGUAAUGUUCGUAAAGUUGAAGUAGAGGAAUUGGAUGCUGCACUUGAGAGAUUUGGCCGUUUUAGUUUCAGACUUACUUUAUUGAACGAUUUUUUGCCGUAUUUGGUACCAAUGAUA